This is a messenger RNA of Aspergillus steynii IBT 23096, 1377 nucleotides long. Its product is annotated as nitronate monooxygenase. Gene Ontology annotation, molecular function: nitronate monooxygenase activity. NCBI's taxonomy places the organism in Eukaryota, Fungi, Ascomycota, Eurotiomycetes, Eurotiales, Aspergillaceae. The record is from RefSeq and is a predicted model, not a curated record. The transcript has 4 exons. Bases 156 to 1223 code for a protein of 355 amino acids.
CUCGGUUCGCCCUCGGUCUCCCUAUAAAGAAUCAACGCAUUGUCUUUCUUUCCCCACACUUUCUGACACUCCUCCUUCUUCUCGAUACAUUCGCCCUAUUGUUUGAUAACGAUCUAUCCUUUAUUUCACCCAUAUACCCAUCUUUCGCAUUCAUCAUGGCUUCUCCUCAGCAAAUUCGUACCACCCUCACUGAUCAGCUCAAGAUCAACCACCCCAUCCUGCUGGCAGGUAUGAACGUGGCCGCCGGUCCUAAGUUGGCCGCUGCGGUCACCAACGCUGGUGGUCUCGGUGUUAUCGGCGGUGUCGGCUACACCCCUGAGAUGCUUCAAGAACAGAUCACGGAGCUCAAGAGCUACUUGAACGACAAGAACGCCCCCUUCGGUGUCGACCUUCUGCUUCCCCAGGUUGGAGGAAGCGCACGCAAGACCAACUAUGACUACACCAAGGGCAAGCUUAACGAACUCGUUGAUAUCAUCAUUGAGAGCGGCGCCCGGCUCUUCGUUUCGGCCGUCGGUAUCCCUCCCAAGCACGUUGUCGAUCGUCUCCACAACGCCGGUAUCCUGUACAUGAACAUGAUCGGUCACCCCAAGCACGUCCAGAAGUCGCUUGAUGCUGGUGCCGAUAUCAUCUGCGCCCAGGGUGGCGAGGGUGGUGGACACACCGGUGAUGUCCCAACUACCGUUCUCAUCCCCACCGUUGCCAAGCUCUGCCAGGGCAAGAAGAGCCCCCUGACCGGUCUGCCCGUGCAAGUCGUCGCCGCUGGUGGCCUUUUCAACGGUAACUCGGUUGCCGCUGCUCUUAUGCUUGGCGCCUCCGCCGUAUGGAUUGGUACUCGCUUCAUCCUGUCCGACGAGGCCGGUGCCCCUGUUGCUCACCAGGAGGCCGUCCGCACCGCCGGAUUUGAGGAUAACGUUCGCACCAUCAUCUUCACUGGCCGUCCCCUGCGUGUCCGCAACAACGAGUACAUCAAGAACUGGGAAGAGAACCGCGCGGAAGAGAUCAAGCAACUGACCGCCAAGGGUGUCAUCCCCGUCGAGCACGAUUUCGAGAACCUGCCCGACGAUGUCGACGACGAGACCCUGGACAAUGCUCGCCCUUUCUUGAUGGGCAAGGUCGCCGCCGUUGUGUCAGAAAAGAAGCCUGCCAAGGCUAUUGUUGACGAGCUCGUCACGGAUGCCGCUGCUCUGUUGCAGAAGGGCAACAAGAUGCUUGCUAAGCUGUAAAUAAUUUGAUUCUUUCGUGUUCGUAUUGGGAUCGGGGUCGGGAGCAUUGAUGCAUUUUACUAUGAUGUUCUAUGACCGUGGACUGCAGCGUUUGCACUUUCUUCUAGUAUAUCAUUGUGAGUUUCUUUGAUAGAAAAUAUGAUUUAUUUUCAAC